GGGAGGAAGGAGGCAGUGGACACCGCAGAUUUAUGCCCUCCUGUCAGCAAGAGCCCUGGAAACGCUUUCGUGCUUCACUUUUGCACUUCGAUUUUGCAAAACCGACUGUGCGCGUAUUCUUUAGGAGGAGUCGCAUUUCGCUCGAGUGGUGAAACACCACGCUGGCGCGCGCGCGCGCGCACGCACGCUCGCUCGCUCGCGCACACACACACACACGCAGAGGUUUCUACCGAGGACGGCUCGCGUCUUCUUCCUCCUGUUCCUGCCUGACUGCAUGGAUCUUUGAAGUGUCCGUUUCCUCGUUUCCGUUUCUGACGUGGAUAAAGUGAGAGAGCGUAGUGGAAGGGUCUGUGUGUGCCGCGCGCUCUAAACAUGCCAAGGUCUUUCCUGGUGAAGAAGGUGAAGCUAGAUGAUUUCUCAUGCGCAGAGCUGGAGAGCGCCUAUGGCAGGUCAAGAUCUGACCUGAACCUGCGGAUCCACGACAAAGGUUACAUUAGGGACUACAUUACCCCAGCGGUGUAUGAUGCAGAGACUGAUGGCGCGGUUAAGGUUCCCUCUCCGGAGCCUCUGUAUGAUGGCGCUCACAGUGAUUACCAGGCGGACAGCCCGCGCUCGGACACCACGGGCGGCUCGAUCAACGGCGACGCAGCGGUGAGUGGCGGCUACACGGCGCACGCCUUCUUCAUCACGGAUGGCCGUUCACGGCGCAGGGCGAGCGGAGGAGCGCGUAGUCCGCCUCGCCACACGUGCACCGAGUGCGGCAAGUCGUACGCCACGUCAUCAAACCUGAGUCGCCACAAGCAGACGCACCGCAGCCUGGACAGCAAGAUGGCAAAGAAGUGCCCGACCUGCGGCAAGGUGUAUGUGUCCAUGCCGGCCAUGGCCAUGCACGUCCUCACGCACGACCUACGGCACAAGUGCGAUGUUUGCGGCAAAGCUUUCAGCCGUCCUUGGCUGCUGCAGGGUCACAUGCGUUCUCACACGGGAGAGAAGCCUUUCGGCUGCGCGCACUGCGGGAAGGCGUUCGCCGACCGCUCCAACCUGCGCGCGCACAUGCAGACGCACUCGGCCUUCAAACACUUCAAGUGCGCGCGCUGCAGCAAGACGUUCGCGCUCAAGUCGUAUCUGAACAAACACUACGAGUCGGCGUGCUUCAAGGGCGCACUCUCGCCGCUCCAAGCGUGAUUUCGGCGGGCAAAGUCUCGGCUCUUCUAGACGCUCUUGACCCUAAGGGAAUACUGAGGCUUCGUAUGCUGUUCAGUGUUGACAGUGCAGCGAGGAAGACUUCCUGCACACUGAAGGUUUGAGUGACACAAUGCUGUUCAAUAACUUUUUUUUUUUCAUAUCACUUGAUAUUAUUAUACUGCUGCAAGUGACCCCGCGAUGGAUGGAUUGAAAGAUCGAUUAUUUAUUUAUUUAUUUAUUUAUUUAUUUAUUUAUUUAUUUAUUUAUUCUUCUAUAUUUUUUUUGUUUUCUUUCUAUGAAAGGCACAGUGUUUACUUUUCAGCAUAUGUUUUGCACUUUCAUUUGCUUAUUUGCCAGUUUUAUUAACAUGCCAAAGCAUUCAAAUCAGUCAAAAUUUGAUUUUCAAAUUCUUUGAUUUCAUAUGCCUAUGUAAUGCAUGCAAAAAAAAAAAAAUGAAUCUAUGCCAGUAUCAUAAAACUUAGGCUUAUCAUUUUGCCAAAACCUAGGUAGUAUCAACGGGCAAUAUUUUGGGAUUCUCGUAAGGAUAUAUACAGCAAUAAUCAUGUAAUGCAUGGUAUUUUUGAACUGUUGCCUAUAGCAGCUUUUUCUAAAAAAAAAAAAAAAAAAAAAUCAGGUAUGUUUUGAUCUCUUAAUAAUCAAACAGAAAAAAUACAACAUCAGGGAAAAUGCCAGUGUAGUGUUAGAGAGUCGACAAGACUUAACAAGAAAAGUAUAAAUCAAUUUCCUUUGCUCUGCUGUUAUGCACUGCCUGCCUCUAAUUUAAACGUAGUUUUAGGAUGUAGGCUUGAAGUGCUGUAACUUCUGCUCUAAGCAGUUCAGUAUCAUUCUCUAAAUCUCUGGAACACCCAGUUUAGGGGAGGUAGGGAAGGAUAGGGAGGAAGGCUCUUCCACAGUUAACUCAAAAGAAUGAGGAAGAUUGCCAGAAGCAGGGAAGAUGAACCUUUGCACAGCUGGUCUGUAAUCCACUUCCACUGCAGUUCAGGCUUUGAUUACUUUAAGAUUCCUGCAUUUCUCCAGUCUAGGUGUCCCUCAGAUUUCUCCUGAAAGCACUUCCUAUUGUUAAAAGUAGCACAAAACCCUAGAUUCAGGUAGAAAUGACUAUACUAGUUUCACCUUAGUUUUCGUAUAAUAAAUGAAGAAUAUCUGACAUGCUCAGUUUAAGAGGUGAUGUAGCCUAAGUGUAAAUACUUAUUUGAAGAGGAAAAAACAACUUUUUACAACUGAUUAAUCUGAUGACUCCUGAUCAGGGGAACUCUGAAUGAAACAGGUCUAACAUGUACUGCGAUUUUUGAGCCAAUCUUCAACUGUUGUAAAAGCACAAGGCACCAGGAAUUUUGUGGCACUUCAUAAUAAAGAUAAAGUAAACAGUCCUAGUCUGUUCCUUGUUU
This is a messenger RNA of Ictalurus punctatus (channel catfish), 2594 nucleotides long. RefSeq names its product scratch family zinc finger 1b (gene scrt1b). Gene Ontology annotation, biological process: regulation of DNA-templated transcription. Lineage: Eukaryota; Metazoa; Chordata; Actinopteri; Siluriformes; Ictaluridae. Gene Ontology annotation, molecular function: RNA polymerase II cis-regulatory region sequence-specific DNA binding; DNA-binding transcription factor activity, RNA polymerase II-specific. The record is from RefSeq and is a predicted model, not a curated record. Bases 373 to 1185 code for a protein of 270 amino acids. The transcript has 2 exons.